GCACAGCUGGAGCUUCCGCGCCAAUGUGGGCGUGAUUGUACGCACAAUUCAAUCUGCUCCACUGCGAGCAUGCCGUUCAAAUGAACGUAACUUUGAAGUUAAACGUAAGAAACAACACACAAAUUGGGCUUUGAAAAGAGCCCGUUAAGUGGCCUUUCAAGCGCCGGACUCUCAAUUGCAAGUAGUGCAGCUGGUGGUGGGUCGAACAUGCAUGGCUAGAAAUGGUCGUCCGAUGCCGCUCAAAUGCCUUCGUUUUGUUGGCUGGAAUUGAAUUAAAAUGCAACAUUUUUGAGAGAGGACAACUGUAGACAGAGAAAGGGAAGCGAUUAAUUCCUAUGCCAGAUUUGUUAGGAACAGUUGAGCUCCAUCCUAAGUCAUAUUCGAGGAAUUCAUCAGAGGUGAAAGAAAAAGGAAGCCGACAAGUAUGAUGCAGAUGUGUUACAGCUACAAGCGACCUGCUCCCAAACCCAGAUGAUGAUGUGACAGCAUUUAUAAAUAUUAGCCUAAAGGCAUCACAACGAUACAACAUUGACGGGAGGAAAGCAAGCGGGGGCGGUGUCAGUAAGAGUUCAUAACCCGUUAGUACAAGGGAUUGAGUGUAGAGAGGGAGAGUUAGUUGAGGCCAGUCGCACUGCCUGGCAGUAGAUGUGGAACUGUCGCAAUAAUUAUGACGUCUCAGAAGGAGAACAUACCUGGACCGGGAGACGGCUCGGAUAUCGUUAAAAGUGGCUACUUAAAGAAAUUAAAGACAAUGAGGAAGAAGUUCUUUGUACUCCGCUGUGAGAGCAGCACGGGCCCCGCCCGUCUGGAGUACUUUGACAGCGAGAAGAAAUUCCGCAUCGGCUCCCUCUCCAAGCGAACUAUCGACCUCAAGACGUGUUUCAACAUCAAUAAGAAGUCGGACUCGAAGCACAAGCACGCCAUUGCGUUGUACACGAGAGAUGAUUGCUUCCCCAUCGUUGCUGACGAUGAGAACGCACUCAAUGAAUGGCUGCAGGCGUUGUUGCUACAGCAACAGGUUGAUGCUGAUGGUGUGCCUGUGCCUACAUUUGAGCAUGUAUGGCAAGUGACGGUCAAGCCGAAAGGUCUGGGCUCAAGUAAAGGUCUGAGUGGGAACUAUCGGCUCUGCUUAACGACCACUACCAUCAAUCUUGUCAAGAUGAACUGUGAAGAUGAAGAUUUGGAAUUCUCACUUUCAGCCAUAAGGAGGUGUGGACAUUCGGACUGCUUUUUCUUCAUGGAGGUCGGGAGACAGUCGAUGACAGGGGCAGGGGAGAUCUGGAUGCAGGUGGAGGAUACAGUGAUCGCACAGAAUAUUCAUGAAGCAUCAUUGAAUGCAAUGCGCUCAAUCAGCCAGCAAGAGGAAGAGAUGCGCCCUCGCAGUCAGAGCAGCGGGAACACCUCAGAGAUGAAACCCAACUCAUCCCGUCGUCAAGUAUCCACCCUGGGUCCAUCAUGGCGCACCCGCUGCGAGAGUAUGCCGGCACAAAACCGACCGAGAACGAACCGUUCUAGACUAGGAAGUGGGAGUGAGGAGAGUCUACAGGAAGAGCCCAGUCCAACAAGUGGACCACCUCCGUCGUCUUCCAUCUCGGCGGCCGUCAUACGCCCACGAACCCAGAGCGAAGGAGAAGGAAACCAUAUUGCCAGGAUGGGUGGAUCAAGCUUGCUUAAGUAUGGUAUCAAAUCACGUCCCCGGACUGCCAGCGAAGGAGAAUCCCACUUUCGUAGUGGGCGAACCCCGGAAAGUCCAACAAAGACGCGAGGGCGCUUUGCCAUGGCACAGCGGACGAGCUCGGGGAACCUAAGACCCGCCAACAUGCAUCGCGUCAACCAACCCAUUUCCAACUCGCCACCCAUACCAAACAGUCCUCUGAGUGAAAGUCCCCUCAGUGUUCCCGACGACCGUUAUGUUUCUUAUCCCCAGACUAUGCAUGCCUCUGACCCCAAUCUGUCCGAUGAUUAUCCCAGCUAUGGGACCAGCCCCAGUGAUCAUCUCCUUGCUAGAUUUUCCGGAUCUGGCCGGAGUCGGACACCAGAUUCCCCAACAAGGACCCCAAUCAGAGAAGAAAGUAUAGAGUUUACUGAUGAGUAUAUGAACAUGACACCUUCUGCAGCUACCAAAGCCGUCUUGACCGUACACAUUCCCACCCGUCCUCCAUUACACCAUCACAUGAUCAACACUAGAGGGCGCUCUUCACCAUCAUCAGAAAAUGACUACGUGACUUUGCAGCCGGUCCAAUGCACGUUAACGCCACCGUCACCACCAUCCAGUAGGGGCCGGUCACCGUCUCCGUCCAAGCACAUACCACCCCCGGCACCACCGGAUGAAGACCAGUCCUACAUGUCGAUGACCCCAAUGACUAGGGGAUCCCGGGGGUCGUCUGGCUAUGCUUCGCAUACCCAGAAUGCACCACAGUUGGCUCAGAGGUCGGCCAGCGUAAGUGGUCGCAUGAUGACGGUACCUCAGAGCAGCGAGGAUGAAGGAUACAUGAUGAUGGCACCGAGAGGAGCACCUAAUAAGAAGAGAGGCAGUACUGGGAGUCGAGAUGCUCUGAAGACCCCAACGAGCAUGGUGGACCAGCCUUACACUAUGAUGCAACCAGUCCCCAAGCACCAUGGCAACAGUACAGCGCCCGACGGAAACGCUGCUAAACCCACCGGGAACAGUCUCGCCAAGUCAAGAGGAAGCGGCUCAACAUCAUCCGGCAUCAACAAGGCGGUAGAGCCGAAGAUGAAGCCCAGCGAAAUCCUCGUCAGAAGUUUAUCGGAUUCCAAGGAGCCUAUCGUCGACACUUAUAUGACCAUGGAGUUUCAGCCGAAAAACAGUAUCCCUAAAUCCCCUAUUCCUAAACCUGAUGUCAAUGUUAACAGCUCGAUGCUGGAUGACAUCGAUGAAGGUAAUGAUCAAUUGACUGCUUAUGACAAUGCGGCAUUACCGGAAGCGCUUGUGAUACCCAAACCUCCUGAAAGCGAUUACACUUUUAUGGUCCCCUCCUCCAGACCAGCAAAUCCAGGUAAGGAAGCUGACAGAGGAAGCCAGUCGGCGGUAGAGAGUCUACUCAAAGGGUUGCAGAAGGCAGAGUCGUCAUCCAAGAGUGAGUACAUGAACGUGGAGUUCAGCCCCAAAGGAGGACCAGUAGAUGUCCCCCCUCGACCCAUGCCUCCACUACCCAUCCCGGUGCCUCAAUGUAAGAGAGACGGGGCUGACUACAUGAACGUGGAGACGGGGCAGAACGUCAAGCCACAUAGAAACACCAGCCCACAGUCUCCGCCAUCCCCUCAGCCACCUCAAUGGUCUAAGACCUCCCCGGCAUUAACUCGCUCUAAUGUGUUGCCACAAAGAAAUCCUAGCACACCCCCUUCGCAGUCCCCUAAACUAUCAGGAGGGGUGCCUGGCCGCCGUGCAGCUGAUUUGAAGUACUGCAUGGACGAACUAAGUCUGAAUGAUACGGGUUCCGGGCUGUCGUCCCGUGGCAGUGCCAACUCUCUGACGGCACUUCAGUCUGGGAGUAAGAGCUGCGAGCCCAGUCCAGGUCCACCAUCCCGCCACUCCUCUUGCCGUUCCAGCCAAACCUCAUUGGCGGACAAGGAAUUGAAUUACAUUGAUGUGGAUAUCGGGCAACCGGACGCGAACAAUGUUCCCGUUCCGCUGGAGCGACGGGCGAGAUCGCCUUUCACCCGGAGGGCAGCUGAGGAAGAGAAACCAGUGGAGGCGACAAAUUACGCCACCAUCGACUUCACAAAGUCAGAAGGCUUACGCACAGCCACGUCAACACGAGAAAAUAGACCAGUGUAGAUGUUUGCUUUUUAUUCCUCACUUAUGUAAAAGCUAUUCAUUGUUUUAUCUGUUUUAGUGUUUAAUAAAGUUUCAUUUUUGUUGUUUUAAAUUUGUUACAGGAUACUCGUGCAGAAAAUUUGUUUUCUAUGUACAUUUUACAUAGUGAAUGAUUUGUUUCCAUACUUUAAAGACACUUUUUACUGUUCGUAUGUCGAAGCGUUUUCUAUUGCUCUUUUUUUCUUAUAUUUUUUUCUCUUCUUCGUUCAAGCUUUACAAGCGAUGUUUUUCUUAGGAGCAAGUGAACUACACUUGCAGUUUGAUCUGCAGACGAUUUCACGAAAUGCUAGGAUUAAUCUUUGAGUUAGGAUGGGUAACUCGUUCUAAGGACAAGUAACUACGUAGUCCUAACUUACAAUGGGUUAAGUUCAUCCUAACGUCUAUUGAUACGAAACUUAACUCGCCCUCAAGGCCUAAGAUUCACCUAGGUUAGGAAGAGUUUGGUGAAAGUGACGGCUGUACUGGUUUCAUAAUAACUUCAAUAAUCAUAAAUAAGAUUGGCCUAAACUUAAGAGCGAAGAAAGUUUGUGUAUGUCUUGUUUGUGUUUGUGAUAGUGCUUGUACUAUCUUGCCCACUCCUUCUGAAUGUAAGUUUCAUUUGAAUGCUAUGAACCGUUCGGCAUUAAACAAAAAUGUUUUCCCCCUGAAGUUGUGAAGUUAUUCAGGUUGUAAUAUUACUUGACAUUUGAAAAAUUUAAUUUUCAUAAAAAAAAAUGUACUUGAAAAAAUAAAAAAAAGUGAAUGAGAUAUUGUACUGUUUAAAAACAAUUAAGUUUUUAAAACAAACUAUUAUCACAGACAGUUGAAGUUAAACUGUUAAUAGUUACAAUAUCUGGGUGUCUUACAAGGUGUUUUGAUCAUGUUAUACUUUAUGGAAAACUAAUUCUCCUUCAAAACUGUCAGUUUUGUUUGUACUUUGAACCUAUUAUAGGUUUUAAGAAAAAGUUGAUGUUGGUCUUGUUUUUUAAAAGGCCAAGUGUUCCUUUGGUUUUUUAAACUGUUUGAUUAAUUCAGUUCUACGUAAAUAAAGAUUUAUAAUAAAACUAUCCCAUGAAAAUUUCAUUCCAAAAGGAAAAGGUGGUCAUCCAUGUUUUUUUAGAUAAGUUCGUAAAAAUCUGGAGUGAAUAUUUUCAUCCAGGAAUAAUUAUCCCUAAUGUGAAUUCACAGUCUGUGAGUGUGAGGAGCGUUUCCGUGGAAAUGACCCUUAUAUUAUUAACUUUUUGUGGAUAAAAAGUGAUAAUUUUUUCUUGAACAGCACUACUUUGAAUUCUAGUAUCCCACAAAAGUCAUUAUACUAUCCAAAGAUUCAGUACUUAUUGUGACUUAAGAUUGUAAUGCUAAUUAAUUUUCGGAGUCAUUACCAAAUGUAUUCAGACACUUUAAAGAAAGUUUUCAGUUAGUUAGUAGAAUCGAUCCCAAACUGCUCCUUUUUUUUCACAGAAUAAACUUCAAGAUUACUGUGUUCAUUUGACGUUCUGAAGGUACUUGAUGUUCCAACAAACUUCGAUCUUGUGCACUGGUGUUUUUUGUAUGCAAGUCACCAGAAACACAAGGCAUGGGCCUUUAGGGUGUAGGCCACAAAUGAACUAUUUUCCCAGGUGACAUUGUCACCUACUCCUGGGGCUGAAACGGGGUAAUACCCCUAUCACAGUACAUGUGGAUGUUGGCUUGGGUAUCAUCCAUCAGAAGCCUGGCUGGUAGAGCAAAAAGCACUACCUCCCCAAUUUUACUAAGCA
Molecule: messenger RNA, 5574 nt
Organism: Asterias rubens (European starfish)
Lineage: Eukaryota; Metazoa; Echinodermata; Asteroidea; Forcipulatida; Asteriidae
Product: insulin receptor substrate 1-like
Exons: 14
Coding region: 668-3799 (1043 amino acids)
Biological process (GO): insulin receptor signaling pathway
Cellular component (GO): plasma membrane; cytosol
Molecular function (GO): phosphatidylinositol 3-kinase binding; insulin receptor binding
Source: RefSeq, a predicted model, not a curated record